Molecule: messenger RNA, 4759 nt
Organism: Ictidomys tridecemlineatus (thirteen-lined ground squirrel)
Lineage: Eukaryota; Metazoa; Chordata; Mammalia; Rodentia; Sciuridae
Source: RefSeq, a predicted model, not a curated record
GACAUCACCACCCUCUAGUUGCUAGCUCCAUGUAGCUGGCAAGUGGUUUGCUCUUAGGGUAGCAGAGGAGGAAAUUGCUCCCCGUCUGAUAAAACAGCAGUGAAGCGGGGACGCAUGCUGUUUCUUAGGGACACGGCUGAUUUGCAGAUAUGACCAUGUAUAUGUGGCUUAAACUUUUGGCAUUUGGCUUUGCCUUUCUGGACACACAAGUGUUUGUUACAGCUUUUCCACUUUGCAUGGCCGUUAUGCUUAUGGAGGUCAGAGUCUGCAUAUUGUAUUUCCGCAUGCACUUGUAUUUGCACUCACAACAUGUCUAUGACACACACGUGUGGCAUACACAUUAUAAUGGACUAGAGAGUUGGUAUAUUCAGGUGACUUUGUGUUUCAGGAUGAUUCAUGUAUUUAUUUCUUCUUUUUUUCCAUCUCCCAUUAAUAUAGAAGGACUGAACAUCACAGCAAUUACCAGUGCUCUGCCUCCAACUAGCCCCUUACUGACUUCCACCACUACCCCCUCACUCGCAAGCAUCUCUGAAAGAGAAAAUGACUCAUCAGAGACCACAUCUUCUCCUAGUCCAGGUGAUCCAGUCUCACAGACGCCUGCCCCACCCACGCACACCGACUCGCAGGCGCCCUCUUCUGGAGGAACUGACCCGCAGACACUCAGCAGCACCGCUGUGCUUACCACACUCACGGUUACUCUGAGCAGGCCUGAUCCUUCAGGUGUCCCCGAUGGGAGGAGACUAGUCAGCACCAUUCCUGCAGACACAGCCUUCACUCCAGCAGUCACCCGCACACCUGCAUACAACAGCUCUGCUGUCUUACCUGCACACACCUCCAACAUCAGCACCACAGAGAACUCCUCAGGUUCUGACAAUACAACUCCAGGAGCCACUCCAUUGAGCACUGCCCCUCCAACCACAACAGAAGCUGCUACUACAACUGAAGUACCAUCAUGUGAGGAAAUAUUCAAGAACAUCUCUGUGAAUUAUAAAUAUGACAAAAAUAAUAAAUCAUUUACAGCAGACCUGAAUGUUACAGAUGAUGUGUUGUGUGACCUUAAAGAUUGUAAAUCAAAGUUGCAAGGUCUACGGGGAUGUCACAAUGAUAUUUUUAAUCUAUCACAUACUUCAUGUACUACUCCUUUUAAAGUGAUAAAAUUAGAAGUACCACCAGAUCCUGAAAUGUUUGAGUUAGAUGAUUGCACACCAAAAGAAGCAGCAAAUACUUCGAUUUGUUUAAAAUGGAGAGGAAAACCUGCUUGUGGUGAAGAGAAAUUUAGAUACGAAUAUCAAUGUGAUAAUUUGACAUCUUCUGGGAAAGAAGCAAUAUUUGUAGACCUUUCUCCGAAAAAAAACUAUAGUUGUAUAUCAAAAGUGUUCUAUAAUAACCAAUCAUAUACUAAUGACAGUAGAUUUAUUGAAACAGAUUUUGGAAUUCCAGAAAUGCCUCAGAAUCUUUCUUGCCGUGGUGAAAGUGAGAACAAAGGAGUAAUUAGUUGGAAAUCCCCAGAAAGUGGGUUCACUCCCAGUGGAUUUGUUCUUUGUCAUGAGUCCAAUUCAGGAGAAAAAUGUGCCACUCUGGAUAUGAACCAAAGCAAAUAUGAUUUGAGAAAUUUGAAACCCUUUCAAAAAUAUAGUGUAUCAGUACAUGCCUUUGUCAGUGCAAAAAUACAACGUAAUGGAAAUGCUAACCAGUGUGAAUUUCAAACCCAAGCAGGAUAUCCAUCCGAGGUCCAGAGAUUGAGUGUCACCCUGGUGGGAGACAACGGUUUAUCUGUCAAAUGUGCGCAACCUAAAGAGAUUAAUGGCCCCAACAAUGGAAGCUACCACUUGGAAGUCAAAACUGGAGGUAGUCUCAUGGAAAAGAAAGACAAAAAAUGUGAAUUCUAUUUACAUGAUCUUUACUAUUCAACAGAAUAUGAGUUGAAGGUCUACUUCAACAAUGGAAUUAAUUCUGGAAAUCCUGUUAUUAAGCAUCAUUCAACAUCUUAUAAUUCUAAAGCACUGAUUGCAUUUCUGGCAUUUCUGAUUGUUGUGACAUCAAUAGCCCUGCUUGUUGUCCUCUAUAAAAUCUAUGAUCUGCAUAAGAAAAGAUCCAGCAAUUUAGAUGAAGCACAGGAACUUGUUGAGCGGGAUGAUGAAAAACAGCUGAUGAACGUUGAACCAAUUCAUGCAGACAAUUUGUUGGAAACUUAUAAGAGAAAAAUUGCUGAUGAAGGACGACUUUUUCUCGCUGAAUUUCAGAGCAUUCCACGGGUAUUCAGCAAGUUUUCUAUCAAGGAUGCUCGAAAGCCUUUCAACCAAAAUAAAAACCGUUAUGUUGACAUCCUGCCUUAUGAUUAUAACCGUGUUGAACUCUCUGAAAUAAAUGGAGAUGCAGGGUCAAACUAUAUUAAUGCCAGUUAUAUUGAUGGUUUCAAAGAGCCCAGGAAAUAUAUUGCUGCACAAGGCCCCAGGGAUGAAACUGUGGAUGAUUUCUGGAGGAUGAUCUGGGAACAAAAAGCCACUGUUAUUGUCAUGGUCACUCGAUGUGAAGAAGGAAACAGGAACAAGUGUGCAGAAUACUGGCCGUCAAUGGAAGAAGGCACACGGGCUUUUGGAGAUGUUAUUGUAAAAAUAUUUGAGCAUAAAAAAUGUCCAGAUUAUAUCAUUCAGAAACUGAGCAUUACAAAUAAAAAGGAGAAAACCACUGGACGAGAAGUGACACACAUUCAGUUUACCAGUUGGCCAGACCACGGGGUGCCUGAAGAUCCCCACCUGCUUCUCAAACUGAGAAGGAGAGUGAAUGCUUUCAGCAACUUCUUCAGUGGCCCCAUUGUGGUGCACUGCAGUGCUGGUGUUGGGCGCACAGGCACCUACAUUGGAAUUGAUGCCAUGCUAGAAGGGCUGGAAGCAGAGGGCAAGGUGGAUGUUUAUGGUUAUGUUGUCAAGCUCAGGCGACAGAGGUGUCUCAUGGUUCAAGUGGAGGCACAGUACAUCUUGAUCCAUCAGGCCUUAGUGGAAUAUAAUCAGUUUGGAGAAACAGAAGUAAACUUGUCUGAAUUACAUCUAUGUCUGCAUAACAUGAAGAAAAGAGAUCCUCCCAGUGAGCCGUCUCCACUGGAAGCUGAAUUCCAGAGACUUCCUUCAUACAGGAGCUGGAGGACACAGCACAUUGGAAACCAAGAGGAAAAUAAAAAGAAAAACCGGAAUUCGAAUGUCAUUCCGUGUAUGUACACAUCCAUAGGAUCACAUCUGGAAAUCUGUGCUCAGUACUGGGGAGAAGAAAAGAAAACAUUUGGAGAUUUAGAAGUUGAUCUGAAGGACACAACCAAACAUUCAACUUAUACUCUCCGUGUAUUUGAAUUGAGACAUUCCAAGAGGAAAGAGCCUAGAACCGUGUACCAGUACCAGUACACCAACUGGAGUAUGGAACAACUUCCUGCAGAUCCCAAAGACUUAAUUUCCAUGAUUCAGAGUCUCAAACAAAAACUCUCCAAGAAGACUUCCACUGAAGGGAAUAAGUACACCAAGAGUGUGCCUAUCCUAAUUCACUGCAGAGAUGGAUCUCAGCAAACAGGAAUAUUUUGUGCUUUGCUAAAUCUCUUGGAAAGUGCAGAAACUGAAGAGGUAGUGGAUGUUUUCCAAGUAGUGAAAUCUCUACGAAAAUCUAGGCCAGGAAUGGUUUCUACAUUUGAGCAAUACCAGUUCCUAUAUGACAUCAUUGCCAGCACCUACCCUGCCCAGAAUGGACAAGUAAAGAAAAACAACAAUCAGGAAGAUAAAGUUGAAUUUGAUAAUGAAGUGGACAAAGCAAAGCAGGAUGCUAAUUGCGUUCAUCAAGCUGGUGCCCCAGACAAGACCCACCAAGGAAGCAAAGAGGUGGAAGGUGCUGAACCCACAAGUGGCACCGAGGGGCCAGAACAUUCUGCCAAUGGUCCUGCGAGUCCAGCUUUAACUCAAAGCUCAUAGGAAAAGACAUACAUGGGGCAACUCAAAGCCUGUGCUAGCUGUUUUCUGUUUUUCUAGAAGUGGGAGGGAAAAAUAGGAAGACAUUGGACUGCUGAUCGAAGUGCACUGGACCAAUGUUUGGGGGAAGAUGCUAUUUUACCACUGUGGAAAAAAUAUUUAAGCCAGUUUUGCUAAGAUGUUUUGUACAGUGUUAUGCUUAUUUUAAAAUAUUACCUGUCAUUCAGCAAAAACAACUUCUUAGUAGUCUUCAAGUGUGUGUGUUUGAGUACCUGAUGGUGGACAGGUAGAGCUUUCAAGUGAAUUUAAAUGCUCUUGAGAAACUUUGCAUAAAACUUUUUUUUUUCCUGAAGAAGAAAAAAAACCCCACACUUUUUAUUGGAACUGUUAACUUAGCUUGAAAGAUCUAUUUUUAAGACAUAAAUUGCAUGUGUACUCUGUAUAAGAUUAGCAACAUGUACAUUUCUAGAAUGACCUCAAGAUGUCCUCCUUGUUCUACUCUGAUAUAUCUUAUAGUUUACUGUUUUACUUAGAGUACAUAAAAGUAGCAUGUGUGUGUAUAGGUACUACAAGAAAGUUAACCAAAUUAAAAUUUGGAAAUCUUAUACUCCAUCUGUUAUCAUUUAGUCCAAUACCUUUUUAGGUAUAUUUAAUUUAAAAUUUUCAACUGAGCCUAUAUUGCUUUUUUCACAUGGGUUUUACACUUUGCAACAUAGAUUAUUCUCUGUACAAUAUAUGGAAUUUAUUGCUUUCGACUUUGACCAAAUUUAUGUUUGCUAUAAUUGAAUUUAAAUAAACAUCUUUAAAAUAAA